AUGGCGAAAUUUAAGAGGAAAUUCUACCAGCAUGGGCUGCUUUUUGUUUUGUUUCUUCCUUUAUCAAGUGUUUUAUGUUUUAGCGAAUUGUCUUUCAUCACUGAGCCCAGUGAUGUUACCGUAUUGCAAAAGGACCCCGUUGUCUUGGACUGUCAGGCUCAUGGGGAGCCCCCAGUCACCAUCAAGUGGCUGAAGAACGGGCUGCGUUUGGCAGAGAGCAAGCACAUACAGUUUCUGCCCAACGGUUCCUUGUACAUACCAAAGAUAAAACAUACCAAGGAGGAUUCAGAUGAGGGAUUCUACCAGUGCCUCUCCCAAAACAAAUAUGGAGCUAUCCUAAGCCAAAGAUCACAUCUGACUAUUGCAAGUGUCUCAGAGGUUCUGUUGCAUCCUGUGCCUAUGGUGGUGAGUGAGGGCUCGGUGGCACGAUUCUCCUGUGCGGUCACUUCCAGCCCUCCUGCCACCAUCACCUGGGAGCUCAACCAAAGCACAUUACCACUACAGACAGACAGAAUGACGGUUUUGCCCAAUGGAGUCCUUCAGAUUCAGAAUGUACAUUUGGAAGAUGCUGGACAGUAUCGAUGUGUGGCAACUAACAUCGGCAGCUGUCUGAUGAGUAAAGAAGCCAUGCUGACAGUCAACCAAGGUACGGGUCCUAAACCACAUCAGAGGCCCAGAAUCAUUUUUGAACCUCAGAAUGUCACAGUUUCUAUCCACCAAACUGUGGUGCUGGAGUGUGUGGCCACAGGCACUCCCCGGCCUAUCAUCUCCUGGAGCCGUGCUGACAGUAAACCCAUUGAUGUGUACAAAGCCAAAGUACUGGGUAAUGGGAACCUGGUUAUUACUGAUGUCAGUUCCAAGCACAGUGGAAUCUACCUCUGCAGGGCCACCACCCCCGGGACCCGCAACUACACUAUUGCUGCAGCCAAUCUCACAGUUCUAGUGCCACCAUCCAUUGUUGAGAGGCCUGAGAGCCAGACCCGUCCAAGAGCAGGCACUGCUCGGUUUAUGUGCCAAGCAGAGGGAGUACCCCCGCCACGCAUAAGCUGGCUAAAGAACGGAGAGGAGGUUCACUUAAAUGGGAGGAUUAAAAUGUACAGCAGUAAACUGGUCAUUACCCAGAUCAUGCCUGAGGAUGAUGCCAUCUAUCAGUGCAAGGCAGAGAGUGAACAGGGUUCUGUGCUGUCCAUGGCUCGUCUUAUUGUUGUCAUGUCUGAGGACAGGCCCAGUGCACCAAGAAAUAUCCAUGCUGAGACCAUCUCAAGCUCUGCUAUUUUAAUGGCCUGGGAGAGACCUCUCUACAAUGCAGACAAAGUCAUUGCCUACUCCAUCCAUUACAUGAAGGCUGAAGGGCUAAACAACGAAGAAUACCAAGUUGUUAUUGGGAACGACACAACCAGUUAUAUCAUCGAUGACCUUGAACCAGCUCAAAACUACACUUUUUAUGUUGUUGCUUAUAUGCCAAUGGGAGCCAGUCGUAUGUCAGACCAAGUCAGUCAACAUACCCUGGAAGAUGUGCCUCUGCGUACCCCAGAGCUAAGUUUGACCAGCCACAGCUCAACAGAUAUCCAGGUGAGUUGGCAGCCACUGCCAGCCAAGGUGAGCCGCGGUCAGGUGUCUGCAUAUAGACUGUCCUAUCGUACAGCUACAGACAACACAGUCACCUCUGUGGAGCUGCUUCAGAACAGUACUGAAUAUCUGCUGGAGGGCCUGCAGCCUGACACCAUCUACCUGCUCCGUAUGGCUGCAGCCACCCGUGUGGGCUGGUGUGAGCCUUCAGCAUGGACCUCUCACCGUACACCUAAAACCUCCAGCAACAAAGUGCCUUCAGCCCCCAUUCUUCAACUUGAGCCGCUUAACUGCACCUCCAUUGUGGCACGCUGGCAAACCUCCCCAGAAUCUGUGGCUGUCCAGGGUUACCAGCUGUGUUACCAUGAGGAAGGUCAACCAGAGCAGCCAAACAUCCAACUGAAAGCUCAGACCUAUACCUAUAUCAUCAGUGGCCUUGAUCCAAGGAGAAAGUAUCAUGUCAAGAUUCUGGCUGUUGGCCAAGUUGGAGAUGGCUAUCAGACAGACCAAACAGUUAGUACUCCAGGAUGUGUGUCGACUCGAGACCAGCUGGCAGCAGCCCUUCCACCUCCAGAUCAUGUGACCGUCUUAGCCAAAAAUUCAUCUGCAGUGUCCCUGCAGUGGAGCUGUCCUGCUUUCCCCUCUGGAAAGGCUGUUAGCUAUACAGUUCGCUGUACACCUGUGGGCACCCACAACUCCUCUGCCAUACGCUAUCUACAAACUAUCAAGCAGAGUGUCACGGUUCGAAAUUUGGUUCCAAACACUCGCUAUGAGUUUGUUGUGCGUCUCCAUGUGGACCAGAUGUCAAGUCCUUGGAGUUCUGUUGUUUACCAUUGGACCCUGUCAGCAGCACCUAGCCAACCACCUGCAGGAGUACGAGUGACUCUGAUAGAGGAUGACACUGCUCUGGUUUCCUGGAGGGAGCCCACAGAGCCCAACGUGGUGGUUACACACUAUACCAUCCUGUAUGCUUCCCAGAAAGCUUGGAUAGCUGGACGCUGGCAAAUCAUGCAGAGGGAGGGAAGUCAUACAAUGGCCCUUCUGGAGAAGCUGGAGCCAGGGAAUGUCUACCUGGUGAAGAUAUCUGCCUCCAACCAGGUCGGUGACGGGCCUUUCUCUGACACUGUGGAGCUGGCAUUGAAGCGUGGAAACACCCACCGCAGCAAGAGCCCCAGGCACUCUGACAGCUUCCUGGACACAACAGUGUUUUCAGAUGGUCUCUACCACAUAGACCAGAGGUCAAUGGCAGGGAUCAUUGUUGGUGUGAGCAUUGCCUUGGCCUGUAUUGUGAUGUGUGCCCUGAUCCUCAUCAGCAAGGGCAGACCAAGAAAAUCCUCCAGUCACAAAGUCAUUGCUGUUGGAGCUGCUGAAGGACCACGUGCUGGUUUUCCUCUGACUAAUGAUCGCCAUACAGAGAAUGUUGAAGCCCUUAUACCCAUGAUGAAUGAUCACUUUUUAGAUGCCAAGGGGCGAUCCAGUAUUGUUAUAAAUAGUGCUGGUCCAAUCAGCAGCAAGAAUCAAAGCAAGAAGUGGCUAUUUUUCAAGAAGGAAAAGAGGAAUUCAUCUAAAAGUGAUGAUGAGAGGAGAGUCGGCUUGUAUGAGGCUGGCAAAACUGUUCUGAGGUACGAGGAGCAUUUAGGCUCAGCGCCCCUUCCACCUUUGUCCCGUGAGAUCAUCUAUGGACCAUUUCACUCCGAGAGCUCUCACACCAGUGAUGGCAGCCAAGAAACAGGAGACUCUGGACACUACUCUAACGAAGAAAGCAACGAAGAGAGGAGCGACCCUUCAACUACUCAAAGCUGCAGACCAGAAUCUUUCAGGCUGGAUGUCUGCACCGUUGUCACAGGGUUGAAACAGUCUUUUGAAGUGGAAAAUGAGGAGAUACUGAGCCACUCCUUCUGUCGCUCUGCCCCUGAUGCUUCCCCACUCUGCUGCACCUCGGAAAGCUUUCAUCAUGCCCUGCACACGUCCCAGGUAGCCAGCUCCUAACAUCAUCUGGCCCCUGUUGGCUCUCCAGCAGAUGAAGCUAUGCCACUUCCACCUUGUUCGCUUCCUGAGUUGAGCGCCUUGGUUAUUUCCUGAGGCACGAGGUAUCAGGAGAGCAGUCACUGUGAUGGUGGAGAUGUGCUUUUGCUUCGGAUCUACCUCAGGAUUUUGUACGAAUGUUUGUUAUAACAUUUUGUUUCAGGUUUUUUUUACAACUUCCUACCUGCUUGUCUGUGUUUGGAACUGUCUGUCCUAAACCAAAGCUCACCCAUGAUGAAUGUUAAAAAGAAUGUCAUAAAUGUACUGUGACACAUUUUCAGUGUAUUUAAUUGCUUUUCACUGCAGCAAAGGGUGAGUAAGCCCCUUUGACUGAUUACAGUAGCUACCUCAGUGUUCUGUUCUUGUAUAUACAUUACUACUUCCUUUUCACCACAUGCUGUGCAGUAUGAUCUGGGACUCAGGGGACAAGGUGAAAACAUUU
Messenger RNA from Monopterus albus (swamp eel), 4036 nucleotides. Its product is annotated as protogenin B-like. The transcript has 19 exons. NCBI's taxonomy places the organism in Eukaryota, Metazoa, Chordata, Actinopteri, Synbranchiformes, Synbranchidae. The record is from RefSeq and is a predicted model, not a curated record. The coding region runs from base 1 to 3558 and encodes 1185 amino acids. Gene Ontology annotation, molecular function: protein binding. Gene Ontology annotation, biological process: cell-cell adhesion.